UAAAAUUAACAGCUAAUUAAAAUUAUCAUUGUUGUUUACAAAUGAGCACAAGUACAUGAAAUUAACAAAGAAAUUCUUAAAUUAAAUUUCCAGAAUAUUAUUUCUAGAAUAUUAAAUGAACAUCUUGCAUUUUAAUUAUAUUCGAAUUACUCGACCACAUUCUAUUCUAUUCUCAUCUCAAUUAAAAAUGGAAUUUCGCUAUAUCUCCUCUUUUCUUUUUUUUUUGUUUUCUCUUCUUCUAAUUCGACAUAAAUGAGAUCAUACCAAUAAAAUCUUAUCGACAACAGAAAGCUCUGUUAAUCAGGAUUUUGUUUGAAAACUGCGUUGAAUUUCCACGUAGAUACGUGUCGAUAAAAAGCGAGCGUGAAAAAGACAAGCUAUUCGAUUUUAACACGAUAGAAGAUGAAAGAGAUUUCCACUCAACGUAGAAAAUAGUGAAAUAAUUGAAAAUUCGCGUACAAUAGUUAAUCACGAUGGUAUAUAGGUUUUACCAUUCCAGUGAAAUUGAAAAGAGCAAGAGCUUGAACAUUCAAAUUUAAUUAAUAUUCAAUAUAUUGCCUUUGCCAAUCCUUUAUACAAAAUAUCACGUGUAUAUCACAAUUUUGAUUGUAUUUUUAUAUCUUCUAAUUUAUUCAUCGAUGUGCUGAUAAUUUUUUGCAAGUUGAAUCUCUAAAAAAAUAUAGUAUAUCUAUCUAACAAGUUUAAGAAUUUCCUAAUAAUUUUAAAUUUUAUUUAACAAUUUAAAUAUUAUAUUCAUUUUGAUUAUGAUAAUCCAACGCAUAAUGUGCAGUUCAUUAAACUGUUUUUCGAAAUAACAAAAUCAUUCAAAAAGAUAAAUAUCUUUAAUUGAAGUGAUAAGAUCCGUAUUAUUCUCGUGCUUCGAAAACGUCUCGAUGCCAACUAUAAUAUCAAAAGAUAUGCAAAUAUGUAGAUUUCAAUUGAAACAUUCGGCAUUGAUCUUUGAAAGUAUGUAAAAGAUAAAUAACAUUCCGUUUCUUUAAUAUUAACUCAUGUCUGAAACAUCAUAUAAUAUUUAAUAUUUCUUUUAUCUCCACCUUCGAAAAGUGUUUGGAAAGUGUUUCACGAAUAUAUUAACAUCUUAUCUCAAUAUAUAUCGAUCAAAUAAAAACAUGUUGUGUCAAGCAUCGUUUAAGGCCUUGAUGAGCCUUAAACCAUUUCUCAUUUUAAAAAGACCUUGAUUACAUAUCAAAGUGGACCUAAUCUGUAUAUCCAGUCCCAAAACUUUUCAGAAGAGCGGACAAUGGCGUAACUCUAUAAUUCAAACGAAAUUGGUCGUUUCAACUCCUCUCAGUCCGCAAAUCGAUCCCUAACUUUCCGAAUAAAUCCUGUUUUCAGAUCAGAAUGCAACGCGAGGGAUCACGAUAAGCAUGAACAACGAAACGAAUGGCUCGUUGGAUGGUCCGACGGGCUACAAAUUAAAUCUUACAAAUCCAGACGAUUGCAACUAUUUCGAAUCCCAGAGCAUCUUCUCCACAAACUGGUUUCGCGGUAUCAUUUAUUUCGUGUAUAGCACGGUAUUCGUGGUCGCGUUAACAGGAAACGGCCUGGUCUGUUACGUGGUGCAUAGCAGCCCCCGAAUGAAGACCGUCACCAACUUCUUCAUUGUGAACCUCGCUCUGGGAGACAUUCUGAUAGCGUUGUUCUGCGUUCCAACCAGCUCCAUCAGUACACUGAUACUGCAAUAUUGGCCGUUUGGUCCGGAACUCUGUCCAACUGUUAUUUAUUUGCAGGCAGUAUCAGUUCUAGUGAGUGCUUACACGCUCGUUGCGAUCAGUAUAGAUCGUUACAUAGCUAUUAUGUGGCCUUUGAAGCCAAGAUUAAGCAAACGGCAAGCUCAACUUCUAAUUCUCGCUGUUUGGAUGCUGGCUAUGUUAAUAUCGCUUCCUAUAGCUAUUGUUUCAAAACUCUUCCAACCAUCGACCCAAUAUAAAAGAUGCAAUCAAUAUAUCUGUAUUGAAGUUUGGCCAUCAUUGGAGAACAGAUAUUAUUACUCGAUUGCGUUAUUGGUUCUUCAAUAUGUGAUACCAAUAACAGUACUAGUGUUCACUUAUACUAGUAUCGCUAUUAUGGUUUGGGGUAAACGACCACCAGGAGAAGCUGAAAAUAUCAGAGAUCAGAGAAUGGCACGUUCAAAGAGGAAGAUGGUAAAAAUGAUGGUGACAGUUGUAAUAGUGUUCACUGUCUGCUGGCUUCCAUUUAAUAUAUUGAACUUAAUAAUGGAUAAUAACGAAACUGUUGGAAGUUGGACCUGGUUCCCUUUUGUAUGGAUGAUUCUCCAUUGGUUGGCCAUGUCUCAUUCAUGUUACAAUCCAGUAAUUUACUGUUGGAUGAACGCAAGAUUUCGAACUGGUUUCAUAGCAGCAAUCGGUCAUUUACCUGGUACACAUCGAAUUCUUCGCAGAGAGAGACGUGAUAAUUAUAAUGCUAGUUUGGAUAUUCCCUUAACAGGUUUCAAUGAUUCAAAUCAUUCUGUCCUUCGACGUAUGAACACAUGCACAACAUAUAUUAGUGUUCGUCGCAAAGCAAAUGGAAAUCACACUGCACCUGCAAGAAGUGCAAGCUUCCGCAAUGAUUCUUUCCGACCAAUGGCACAACAAUUACAACGACAAUUCACUUAUCUGGAAUCUCAUACAGAGGAGCAAUUAUAAAGAAUUUUUGUAAUUAAAUUAACGAUUAAGUAUUAAAUGAGGGUAAAUAUGAGAUUAGUGAGUACAAUAUAUAGAAAAUUUAAAUAAUGUAAAAAUUUGCAAAAAAGAGAUAGCGUAUGGAGAUCAUGAAAGAAUAUGAAUUAAAAAAGAAUUGCAAAAUAUUACAACGAUAUUGUGUAAAAUUAACGUUGAUUUAAAAAAUACCAGUACAUAUAAUCCGAAAAAAAGAAAAUUUUUAAAUUUUUAAUCAAUAUAAUGAUAAGUUUUGCUGUGUUUUAUAAUUAAUACCAAACAUUUUGUACAAAAUAUUUGUGUAACAAUGAACAAUGUGAUUAGACAAGUGAUCUAUGUAGAUAUAUU
Molecule: messenger RNA, 3029 nt
Organism: Apis mellifera (honey bee)
Lineage: Eukaryota; Metazoa; Arthropoda; Insecta; Hymenoptera; Apidae
Product: RYamide receptor
Exons: 6
Coding region: 1389-2669 (426 amino acids)
Biological process (GO): neuropeptide signaling pathway
Cellular component (GO): membrane
Molecular function (GO): neuropeptide Y receptor activity
Source: RefSeq, a predicted model, not a curated record